Molecule: messenger RNA, 993 nt
Organism: Drosophila bipectinata
Lineage: Eukaryota; Metazoa; Arthropoda; Insecta; Diptera; Drosophilidae
Gene: AIMP1
Product: aaRS-interacting multifunctional protein 1
Molecular function (GO): tRNA binding
Source: RefSeq, a predicted model, not a curated record
AAACACGAAAAGUGCCACUUCUGCAAUGCUACGUACUUUGGGAUCCGCAUGCAAGACACUUUUUAAAAACCCACUGGGAAAUCGAAGAAUGGCCGCCCUGCAGCAAAUCGUGGACAACAAUGAGCGCGCUCAGGCCCUGCUCGACUCAAUUAAAUCCGAGAUGAGCGGAAUCCAGCAACAACUUGUUCAGCGCAAGAAGCAGGAACUGAUCAAGGAAAACGCCCAACUGGCCAAGGAAAUAGAGUCGGCUCUGGCGCAGCUAGUACGAUUGGAACUACAAAACGGAAAAACCCAGAUUGCGGUGCCCGGCUCCCGUGGCUUGUGCACCAGUGCUCCAGCGGCUCCGCCUGCGACAAGCGAAAAGCCUCCAGCAGAAGCUCCAGCGCCCAAGACCGCCAAGGAGCCCAAGCCGGAAAAGAAGGCCAAGGACAAGAAGCCAGCAGCAGAGAAGCCCGCUGCCGUUCCUGAAGCUCCAGUAGACGUUGGUCGUCUCGAUCUGCGCGUCGGUAAGAUCGUGGAGGUGGGCCGUCAUCCCGACGCCGACAGCUUGUAUCUGGAGAAGAUCGACUGCGGCGAGGCGGCACCGCGAACCGUUGUGUCCGGCUUGGUAAAGUUCGUGCCACUGGAAGAGAUGCAGGACCGACUAGUAGUGGUCAUGUGCAACCUGAAACCGGCCAAAAUGCGCGGUGUUACCUCCGAAGCUAUGGUGAUGUGCGCCUCCACUCCGGAAAAGGUUGAGGUCCUUAGCCCGCCCGCCGGAGCUGUUCCCGGUGAUCUGGUCUACUGUGAAGGAUAUCCUCGCCAGCCGGAUGCCCAACUGAACCCCAAGAAGAAGAUCUUUGAGGCGUGCGCCCCCGAUCUGAAGACGAAUGACGCCCUGGUGGCCUGUUACAAGGGAGCUGCGCUCCAUGUUCCUGGCAAGGGUAACGUAGUAGCCCAAACCUUGAAGAACGUCAGUGUGAAAUGAGCCAAUAAACCAAACAUCGCCACCUA